AUGUUGUCCAGGCCGCGGGGCCGAGGCCGGUCCGGCGCCGGGGGCGAGCGGGAGCGGAGCCGCAGCGCCGACGAAGCCCCGAGUACCUCGCGCGGGUCGGGCGGCUCGCUGGCUUCCCCCUCCCCGCGGCCCACCCCCGUCUUCCCCGCCGCGGGACUCCGGUCGCAGAAGCAGCUGGAGCUAAAGGUGGCGGAGCUGGUGCAGUUCCUGCUUGUGCGCGACCAGAAGAAAGUGCCAGUGCGGCGCAGCGACAUGCUUAAGCACGUGGUGGGAGACUACAAGGACAUGUUUGCCGACCUCCUGCGGCUGGCCGCCGAGCGCCUGCGGGACGUGUUCGGAUACCGGCUGGUGGAGCUGGAGCCGCGCGCGCACACGUACGUGCUGGUGAACGCGCUGGCACCGGUGGCGGAGGACGCGGCGCUGCGCGGCGACCAGGGCGCGCCGGGCACGGGGCUACUGCUGGUGGUGCUGGGGCUUAUCUUCAUGCGGGGUCAGGCGCUGCCCGAGGCCGAGCUCUGGGACUUCCUGCGCCGGCUCGGCGUGCACCCUGCGCAGAGACACUUUAUCUUCGGGGACCCCAAGAAACUCAUCACGGAGGAUUUCGUGCGCCAGCGCUACCUGGACUAUCGGCGGAUCCCGCACACCGACCCCGCCGACUACGAGCUGCAGUGGGGCCCGCGCGCACGAUUGGAGACCAGCAAGAUGCAGGUGCUGCGUUUUGUGGCCGCAGUGCACGCCCAGGAUCCGCAGGACUGGCCGGCGCAGUACUGCGAGGCGCUGGCCGAAGAGGCGGCGCGGGCCAGGCCGCAACCGCCGGUGGGGACCCAGGUCCGGCAAGCCGUGGGCGCCGAGGGGCGCCCUGGGCGUGGAUCCGCACUCAGCUCAGGGCCGCCCACCUCCUCCCUCCCAGGUCUGCGCUCCUGA
This is a messenger RNA of Elephantulus edwardii (Cape elephant shrew), 924 nucleotides long. Its product is annotated as melanoma-associated antigen G1-like. Gene Ontology annotation, biological process: negative regulation of transcription by RNA polymerase II. Lineage: Eukaryota; Metazoa; Chordata; Mammalia; Macroscelidea; Macroscelididae. The coding region runs from base 1 to 924 and encodes 307 amino acids. The record is from RefSeq and is a predicted model, not a curated record. Gene Ontology annotation, cellular component: nucleus. The transcript has a single exon.